GCUCUCUCUCCCUCUUUGCUCUCGCAUUUUUGGAGGGCAGCAGCAGUGCAAGCUGCUGGGGAAGUGGCGCAGGAAUUUAGCCCAGAUGCUCUUCAAGCAGGCUGAUCUCUGGAUCCCCCACCAAGGCAAAUGCCGCAAAGAUGAGAUGACCUCAAGUUUGGGCCUUACCACAAAGAAAGCCCUCACAAUCCUGAGAGACCAGCUGUCAGCACUGCUGGAGGGGCAUCAGAAGGAACGGAAAAAAGUGACUUCAUGGAAGGAGGUGUGGAGGAGCAGUUUUCUGUACCAUGGUAACCGUUGCUCCUGUUUCCACUGGCCUGGUGCAUCUCUGAUGCUUCUGGCAGUGCUGUUGCUGCUGUGCUGCUAUGGGAGCCAGCCACAGGGGAGCCAAGGUGCUGAGAUAGUUAAUGCACUGGCACUCUUCCUCCUUCUCCUCUUGGAUCUCUUCAUGAUUGGGCGUCAAGAGAGGCUGAAGCGCAGAGAGGUGGAGAGGAGACUCCAGACAAUCAUUGAUAAGAUAAAUGAUACACUUGGCAAAGAGGUGAAAUGGCCAGACUCCAUGUACCCUGACCUUCACAUGCCUUAUGCCCCAUCCUGGUCCCUUCAUUGGGCCUACAGGGAUGGUCACCUUGUCAACUUGCCUGUGAGCCUGUUAGUAGAAGGAGAUGUCAUUGCUUUGAGGCCAGGCCAGGAGUCAUUUGCUUCUUUGAGAGGGAUUAAGGAUGAUGAGCACAUAGUUCUGGAGCCAGGAGAUCUGUUUCCACCUUUCUCACCUCCACCCUCCCCAAGGGGAGAAGUGAAGAAGGGACCUCAGAACCCUCAGCUGUAUCGUCUUUUCCGUGUCUUGAAGACCCCAAUAAUUGAUAAUGUCAGGUGGUGUCUGGAAAUGGCUUUGUCACGUCCUGUGACAGCCCUGGAUAAUGAGAGAUUCACUGUACAGUCAGUGAUGCUGAAAUAUGCUGUCCCUAUUGUACUGGCUGGCUUCCUGAUCACUAAUGCUGUGCGCUUCAUUUUCAAAGCUCCUGGAAUUGCUUCUUGGCAAUACACUCUUCUUCAGCUACAGGUGAAUGGUGUCCUACCCAUCCUUCCGUUGCUCUUCCCUGUCCUGUGGGUUCUUGCUACAGCCUUUGGAGAAGCCAGAGUCUUGGCCCAGAUGAGCAAGGCCUCAUCCACCUCACUGCUUGCUAAGUUUUCAGAGGACACUCUCAGCAGCUACACAGAGAUGGUAUCUUCUCAGGAAAUGAUACGCUGUAUCUGGAGUCACUUCCUCUGUGUUCUAAAAGGCAAAUCCCCAACUCUGAGCUUCACUUCCAGCUUGCUCCAUAGUCUGGGAUCUGUCACUGUGCUCUGCUGUGUAGACAAGCAGGGGAUUCUUUCCUGGCCAAACCCCAGCCCAGAGACUGUUCUGUUCUUCAGUGGGAAGGUGGAACCACCUCAUGAUAGCCAUGAAGAUCUGACUGAUGAGCUCUCUACACGGUCCUUCUGCCAUCCUGAGAUGGAAGAUGAGCCCCAUGAAAGAGAUGCUUUGCUCUCUGGCCCACUGGCAGACACAGUCCACAUGACCAGUGAGCAGGAGAGGAGCAGCUGGUCUAAUGACCCCCCAAAGGCUCCCGAUGCCCAUGCCCACCGAAAGCCAAACAGCAGAAGCAAGCAUCCCUCUGGGUCCAAUGUGAGUUUUAGCAAGGACACGGAGGGUGGAGAGGAGGAACAUGCUCAGGUUGUUGGUGACAGUGAGGUGUUGGCUUGUGAGGCUGAAGACUUUGUGUGUGACUACCACCUUGAGAUGCUUAGCCUGUCCCAAGACCAACAGAACCCCUCCUGCAUCCAGUUUGAUGACUCCAACUGGCACAUGCACUUGAAUUCCCUCAAGCCUCUGGGCCUGAACGUGCUGCUCAAUCUCUGCAAUGCCAGCGUAACAGAGCGUCUGUGCCGCUUCUCUGACCACCUCUGCAACAUUGCCCUCCAGGAAACUCACAAUGCUGUGCUGCCUGUCCACGUGCCCUGGGGCCUCUGUGAGCUUGCCAGGCUAAUAGGUUUCACACCAGGUGCUAAAGAUCUUUUCAAGCAGGAGAACUAUUUGGCCUUGUACCGCUUGCCAAGUGAUGAGAUGGUUAAGGAGACAAUCCUGGGGAAGCUUUCAUCAAUCACCAAGAGGAGACCACCCCUGAGCCACAUGAUUAACCUUUUUGUGAAGGACACCACUACCAGCACUGAGCAGAUGUUUUCUCAUGGGACAGCUGACAUCAUCCUUGAGGCCUGCACAGACUUUUGGGACGGUACCGAUAUCUACCCCCUCUCUGGCUCUGACAGGAAGAAGGUCCUAGAUUUCUACCAGCGAGCCUGUCUCUCAGGAUACUGUUCUGCCUUUGCAUACAAGCCAAUGCAUUGUGCCUUGUCCUCCCAGCUCAAUGGCAAGUGCAUAGAACUGGUGCAGGUCCCCGGGCAGAGUGCGAUCUUCACGUGCUGUGAUCUGCCUGGGACAACGCCCAUCAAACAGAGCAGUCGGAGGAAUAGCUGGAGCUCAGAUGAAGGGAUUGGGGAAGUGAUGGAGAAGGAAGACUGUAUCCAGGCUCUGAGUGGACAGAUCUUCAUGGGAAUGGUCUCAUCUCAGUAUCAGGCCCGCCUUGAUAUUGUCCGCCUCAUUGAUGGAUUGGUCAAUGCCUGCAUUCGUUUUGUCUACUUCUCCCUGGAAGAUGAGCUCAAAAGCAAGGUGUUUGCUGAGAAGAUGGGUCUUGAGACUGGCUGGAAUUGCCAUAUAUCUUUAACGCCUAAUGGUGAUGUGCCUGGCUCAGAGAUCCCUCCCUCUAGCCCCAGCCAUGCUGGCUCUCUGCACGACGACCUUCAUCAGGUUUCUCGAGAUGAUGUGGAGGGGCUUCUGCUGAUGGAAGAGGAGGGGCACUCGGAUCUCAUCAGCUUUCAGCCAACAGACAGUGAUAUCCCCAGCUUCUUGGAGGACUGUAACAGGGCCAAACUCCCACGGGGGAUCCAUCAGGUGAGACCUCACCUGCAGAACAUAGACAAUGUGCCUUUACUGGUGCCCCUCUUCACAGACUGCACCCCAGAGACCAUGUGCGAGAUGAUCAAAAUCAUGCAGGAGUAUGGGGAGGUGACUUGCUGUCUGGGAAGCUCUGCCAACCUGCGGAACAGCUGCCUCUUCCUGCAAAGUGAUAUCAGUAUAGCACUGGACCCUCUCUACCCAUCUCGCUGCUCCUGGGAGACUUUUGGCUAUGCCACCAGCACCACCAUGACUCACAUCUCUGACGAGCUCACGCCACUGCAGCUCUCAGGGCAGCUCAACAGCCUGCCUUGCUCCAUGUCCUUCCGCCAAGAAGAGAGCACCAGCAUCAUCAGGCUCAUAGAGCAGGCCAGGCAUGCAACCUAUGGGAUCCGCAAGUGUUUCCUCUUCCUGCUACAGUGCCAGCUGACCUUGGUUGUCAUUCAGUUCCUCUCCUGCCUGGUGCAGCUGCCCCCCAUCCUCAGUACCACGGACAUCGUGUGGCUCUCCUGUUUCUGCUACCCACUGCUCAGCAUCUCGCUCCUGGGCAAGCCUCCUCACAGCUCCAUCAUGACCAUGGCAACAGGAAAAAACUUGACUUCAAUUCCUAAGAAAACUCAGCACUACUUCCUGUUCUGCUUCCUGCUGAAAUUCAGCCUGACCAUCUGCUCCUGCCUCAUCUGCUUCGGGUUCACACUGCAUGAGUCCUGCAAAGAGGUGAACACUACCAGCCUCAAUCUCACAGCCUGCUCCUCCAUCAUGCUGCACAGCAAUACUGAUGGUGCUCCUGACUGGUUUGGAACAUUUUCUAAUGCUCUUCUCGUAGCCCAGAAGCUCACAGCUGGCCUGAUUGUUUUACACACAGUGUUCAUAUCGAUCACCCAUGUCCACCGCACCAAGCCGCUGUGGAAGAAGAGUCCCCUUUCCAACCGGUGGUGGACACUCACUGUGGCUGUUGUAUUGCUGGGGCAAGUGGCACAGACUGUGCUGGACCUGAAACUCUGGGAAAACCUCCAUUCUUCCUUGACCUUUAACCAUGUUUCCAUCUCCCCGGUCUCAUGGCUCCUGGGUUUUCUUUCCUUGGUCCUUGUGGUUAUCAUCAAUGAGAUUGUCAAGCUGCAUGAAAUCAGGGUCCGGGUCCGUUACCAAAAGAGGCAGAAGUUGCAGUUUGAAACGAAGCUGGGAAUGAAUUCACCAUUUUAAACACUCCCAGCUCAAGUUCCCUGGAGCCAGGGCCACACAACCACAUCCUGCACUGGGAGAGUGGCUGCACCAAAGGCUCGGGGUGUUUUCCCCCACACAUGCAAACCAGACAGCCUCCUCACAAAACUACAUCAGCACCUUCCAGGGGCAGGGCACUGCUAUCAGGAUCCCCCAGCAGGUAUGCAGCCCCCACCCAGCCUGCUAGGGUACUCUCCAGGGAGCCUGCAAGCUUGGGUGGCUGUUCAGGCUGCUUUUCCUUUAUUUAUUUAUUAAUAGAGGUUUUUGUUAGUGUCAUGGUGAAGCUGAAAUGAAGCGAAUCCUUCCCUCUGUGCGAGCAGAUGGGUUUCCUGGACCUAGCAGGAGAAUCUGAGGCCAGCAUGGGAGACAUAGGGCUACUGAAGCAGGAGAUUUCUAUCAAAACCCAUUUUGUUUUUCCAUCUCUGCGUGCUCUCCUGGAUGAUGUGUGUGUGCAUGCCUGUGCGUGCCCUCGCCCACCUCCCCGUCCCUGUGUCCUGGGGCAAAGGAGCCAUCUCUUUUGCAGCUGCAGGAGCGCUGGGUGCCAGGUGAGGACUGGAGCUCACAUUCCCGAGGAGACAGUAGGAAAGGUCUCUGGCAGGGUGCUGGGAAGGCCCCUGCGAUGGCUAGGCUGGGCCAGGCCUGCCCUCUAGCGUUAUUGCUGUAGCUAUAUGCCGGCUGGUGAGUUCUUCGCGAGGAGAGGAGAGGGAUAGGGCUUUAAGAAAAGCUGCCUGCAUUCGACCCUAGUGAUCUGGUGCAGAGGGAGUCAGGAGGGCAGUUCUGCCUGCCUGCAGGGAGUCAGAAGGACUCAGCUUCCUCCAGCCCUACUGAGCCAGCUCUUACCUGCUUUAACAACCCCCAGAGAGGUUUAUAACUGUCCUCAUUCUUGUGAUUCAAAUUGCCAUUCUGCUUCAGUAAAAUGCCUGCUUGAGAGGGCCGUAGCUAAACCUGAGACCUGCCUAUCCUGCCAUGGAGGGAAGGGGAUGUCUUUCUGAGCAGGAUGUCGACAUCUUGCAGUUGUGACUAACAUGGAGCUGGUGGACGGCUCCUUUCCCAGUCCUAGAUCAUACUGCAGCUGGUGUUUGCUCUCCAAGGUACAGGAAAACCCCUCUCAUCACAUCUUUCUGUGAUCAUGUUUGGAAGUCUCUCCCCUCCAUGCUGCUGCCCUCACGUGUGUUCUCUGUUUUUCUGGAGGUCUCUUCUUCAUUUGACUGGGGGAAACCUUCCCCUGAGGGCUACUGCAAACCAUGAUUUGCCCCAGUGCAGCACAAAUGCUCUUGAGCUCUGAACAGACCCCAGCUGUACUAGGAACACUGGUGCUGUUGUGAGCUGACAGUUGAGGGCCACACAGAAGCACACAGGCUUGGCUACCAAAGUAUUUGCAGCUCAUGGAGAUGUUUACUACCUUCCUAGUUCUAAAAAGUAUCUAAAAGCUGGUAAAGCCUGGCACUGUUUUUCUCCCAAUAUUAACACUAAGCUGUUACUUCCCCUUUGGUACCUGAGAUUAACAAAUGGCUGCUGGUCCCUCCCUGGCUGGCAGGGAGCUGGCUGGGAAUCCCCAAGCUCUGCCCUGUUGCUCUACCUUGUCUUCCUUUGAUUGCAGCACUGCGUGUCUCUAAGCAAUAUCCUUAUCCCUGCUGUGGAUCUGGUAGAGAGCAAAGCAGGGGUACAGCCAGCCUCUGAGCUCUGGGGACAGGGGCCAGCUGGGGGUGUUCAGAGGCUCAGACCCUGUUCCUACAGCUGGAGAGUGGAUGUUCAGAUUCCCUGCUGCUGGCAGGAUUGCAUGGGACGGAGCCAGCAGCUCACUGGGGAAACACAGGGCUGCUCUCCUGCAAAGCAGUGGUACCAGGCCCUUCCUGCUUGCAGAGCGGGUCUGCUCACCUCUGCCAGACCUCUGCCAGCGAGUGAAGCUCUGCCCUCACUCCUCUUGGGCCUGCAGAGCUGCCUGGCUCAGGGAGAACAAGCUGCAUCUUUCUCAUCUGACUUAAUUCACUGUAUGCCAGCUCCAGACCUGUUACCCUGGCACCUGCAAAAUCAGCUUUUCUCUCUGAAGGUGGGGUAUGGUCUUCUCUGAGCUGGAGUCAGAGGCAGCACCGAGCUGCUCACUGCUAUUCCUGCAGAGCAACCUUCCCCCCCCACCCCCCGACCUUAGCUCUUGCCCUGUGCCACUAAGGUGUAGGUGAUAAAAGGCAGCAGAUACCAGGGCUUCCUGCUGGCCACACCUUCCUCUAGAGCAGGCACCUCCACGGUUUCCUUCUCUGGGUGACCACUAAUGUUUAUUUUCCUGCACCCUCCUUACCCUGCUAGACUUGGAGGGAGCCAAGGUGUAUGAUGGAGCCUUUUGGAUGGUCUCGCCAAUGCCACCCUUCCCUCGGCCAUUGAGGUAUCCGAGGGUCAGGGUGCACGGCUUCAGAAAGAAAUUUCCUACAUCAAGAUGUUUUUAAAUGGUGUAUAUUUUAUAUUAAAUUUUUGGGAUGUAUGUAAAAAUACUUGAUUUGUAUUAAAAUUGUAAAUUGUUUUAAAAAAAACCCAAACCCAGACCCACACCAUCCAGUGUAUGAACGGCAAUAAAUGAUUGUCUUGGAUAACACACACAGUGAGAGUGGGAGGGAGUUUGCACCCAGCAAAGCAAGGAGAUCGAAGUGUGUGUGGCUGUUUGUGUCAUAGGACCCGAGUUACCCAGUUCACCUGUUGUAGGGACACAGCCUGAGAGCUUGAUGCUCCUGGGACCUGAUCCUGGCACUUUUUUUCCCCACUUUCUGCUCAGCUUUGGGCAAACUGUCCAGCUCUGAAUGCCUGUUUCUACAGAACAGUCUGCUUACCUGGUGGUAUCCUGGGCCCCAGGCACAGCACCCGUGGUUGUUCCCAGGCACCGCUUUGGUCAUGGCUGGCAGCAUGGUUUGAAGCCUCUGGAUGAAAGGCUGGGGCGAGGCGGAACAGGCGCUGCGAGCACUGGAGAGAAGCAGUGUGGUGAGACGAGGAGGCCUGGGCUUCUUGUUCCGAGCAAAGCAGGACCUGGUGUCAGCAGGGAGGAUGGAGGAGUGCUUCGCCUGGCAGGUGGGAGUAGCUGAGGCUUCAGACGUGCCCAAAGCUGGGCACUGGAAGGUAGUGUUGGUCCCCAGCGCUCUCACCACCUUCCUGCCAUGGUGGUAAGACCCAAACUGAACAUUAACCUCGCUGGAGGUGGCCGUGGGACCCUUGCCAGGAGAGAUUAUCUGAGGAAACCCAGGUUUUAAGCACUUGAGGGGCAGGGUAAAGCUGAUCCUCAGUGAACUUCAGAGUAGGAGACAAGCUUGUGUGAUUUGACACGAAGGACACAACUAGGCAAAACUAUCAAAAGGGUAAAAUAUGCCCCGCUGUUUAAUAAUUUUAGUCUUAAUGGAUGUUAGUGGAAAAACAAAACACAUGAUUAACACAAACAGAGCAGAUGGUUUAAAAUCUGUUGUCAGUCUGGUGAUUACAUGGGCUAAUUUUUUCCCUCACUGUCUUGCUGCACAGAGCAGGUGCAGCUGGGAUCAGUUAGUCCCAGUUGCAGUGUACAUAACUUACACACCAUACAGUAGCUUCAAAAUAGAGAUCUAGAGCUUAAAAAAUAGGCAUUCUUCUGCAAAAUCAAAUGUUUUAAUUCCCUUAUUGACAACGAGAGCAGCGUGGUGCUGCCCUCAGGUGGCUCAGACAGCAACAGCUCCACCCCAGUGUCCUCUUAUCCCUGACUCUAGAGUACAAGACUUGCAAUUCUGGUUAGUAAAUAUAUAUAAUAAAUCACAUUUAAAAUAUAUACAUUGGCCUUUAAAAAAAAAACCAUUUACAGUUUAUCAACAUUGGAAAAAAAUAACUGGGCUUGUCCCAGGUUGACUCAGAGUAAAAAUCAGUUUUAAAAGGUUUCUGCAAACCUUUUGAUAAAGUGCCACCGGUUGUAGCUAUUUAAAAACAAUCGGGUCCAUGACGUAGCACUUGCCUGUCAGACACAGUCAUUUAAAUACACUCAAUGUGAUAUAUAUAUCAGAGCAACCAACUAGCCAGGAGAGAAGCGUCUUAACUGCCUCAAACUGACCUCAAGUCCCAGCCAACGACAUGUUUGUUUUUUUUUUUCCCCCAGGGCUUGUUCAUCUUGCUUUUCAGCCUAGAAGCCAGGCUGGCACCUCCCGCCUGUGAGUGAGACCCUGGCGAAGGUCGGGCGGGCUCUGUGCGCAGGGGCUGCUCCCCCAGCCCUGCAAGGGGACGAGGGGCUGCCAACAGACCAAUUCAGUCACAAACUCCCAAAAGAAUUGGGAAGCACCUGCCUCUUCAGCCACCUCCCUCUCCAGUUAGGUUUUAUGUUGAUUUUUUAAGAAGGGGGGGACAUGUGGAAACUUUUUUUCCUUUGUUUGCAAUUUUUGUAGCAAAUGGCAGUUUAGUACAGUCUUAGGUUCCCUUCUGGUGCUCUGAUGCUUUCAUUUGCUUGGCAUGCCGAGUGCAAGCCAAGUUCGGGGCUCUUGGACAUAUUUAGACAUGCACUACUAAACAGAUCCUGCAAGAGAAAUCUGUCUUCAAGCUAUGCAGCCGCUCCUACUGCUUGGAUGCGAGGAGCUAUCGCCACUGCUCCCCCGCUGCAGCCACGGGGCUGUGACUGCAUCCAGCCGGGUGCACAGUAGCUGCUGCCGAGCUGGAUUCACCCAGUGCACGCGGGGUCACGCUCCCGCCGGCUCGGAGGGCUGCAAGGAAGCAUCUCACCGAGUCCCAAACGCUGCUACUGCUUAACAAUGCUCACAGCGGAGUUUGUGCCAGCAGGGAGGGGGAGUGGGAAAAGGGACCAUUUUCUCC
Athene cunicularia (burrowing owl) is the source of this 9016-nucleotide messenger RNA. RefSeq names its product transmembrane protein 94 (gene TMEM94). Lineage: Eukaryota; Metazoa; Chordata; Aves; Strigiformes; Strigidae. The record is from RefSeq and is a predicted model, not a curated record. The coding region runs from base 86 to 4198 and encodes 1370 amino acids. The transcript is spliced from 31 exons.